Messenger RNA from Orcinus orca (killer whale), 2106 nucleotides. RefSeq lists its product as uncharacterized. The transcript has 4 exons. The record is from RefSeq and is a predicted model, not a curated record. NCBI's taxonomy places the organism in Eukaryota, Metazoa, Chordata, Mammalia, Artiodactyla, Delphinidae. The coding region runs from base 1 to 2106 and encodes 701 amino acids.
AUGUGCACUGUCACCAUGUGCACUGUCACCGUGAGCUCUGUCACCAGGGGCACCUUCAUCAUGGGCACUAUCACCGUGAGCACCGUCACCAUGAGCACUUUCACCAUCGGCACUCACACCAUGUGCAAUGUCACUGUGUGCACUGUCAGCAUGGGCACUGCCACCAUGAGCACUAUCACCAUGAGCACUGCCACUGUAAGGGCUUUCACCAUAAGCACUGUCACCAUGGGCACUGUAACCAUGGGCACUAUCACUGUGAGCACUGUCACCAUGGGCACUACCAACAUGGGCACUCUCAACGAGAGCACUGUCACCAUGAGCACUGUCAUCGUGUGCACUGUCAGUAUGGGCACUAUCACAGUGAGCACUGUCACCAUGAGCACUGUAACUAUGGGCACUAUCACCGUGAGCACUAUCACCAUGAGAAAUAUCACUGUGAGCACUGUCACCAUGAGUACUGUCACCAUGUGCACUGUUACCAUUGGCACUAUUACCGAAAUCACUAUCACCAUAAUCGCUGACACCAUGAGCUAUGUCACCAUGGUCACCAUGGGCACUAUCACCAAAUUCACUGUCACCAUGGGUACUUUCACCAUGGACACAGUCACCAUGAGAACGGCCACCAUAUGCAAUGUCACCACGGGGAUUAUCAUCGUGAGCACUGUAAAAAUGGGCACUGCCAUCCUGGGCACUGUCAUCAUGGGCACUGUCACCAUGAGCACUGUCAACAUGGUCUUUGCCACAAUGUGCACUCUUACAAUGGUAACUGUCACCAUGUGCAGUGUCACCAUGUGCACUGUCGCCACGAGAAAUGCCACCUUGGGCAAUGCCACCAUGAACACUGUCAUUAUGAGAACUGUAACCAUGAGACCUGCCACCAUGGGCAGUUUCACCAUGAGUAAUGUCAACAUGGGUUUUGUCACCAUGGGCACUGUCACCAUGAACACUAUCACCAUGAGCAUUGGCACCAUGGGAACUGGCACCAUUGGGCCUGUCACCACUAGCACUGUAACCAUGGAGACUUUCACCAUGAGCACUGUUACCGUAGUAACUGUCAGCAUGGGCAUUGUCACCCUGGGCACUGUCACCGUGGACACUGCCACAAGGAGCACUAUCACCAUGAGCACUGCUACCGUGAGUACUAUCAGCAUAAGCACUCUCAACAUGCACACUGUCACGAUGGGCAAUGCCACCAUGGGCACUGUCACCAUGAGCAGUGUCACAAUGGUCUUUGCCACAGUGUGCACUGUUACAAUGGGAACUGCCACCAUGUGCACGGUAACCAUGAGCACUGUCAUCGUGGUGACUGUUACCAUGGGAAUUGUCACCGUGAGCACUGCAACAAAGGGCACUGUCACCAUGAGCACUGUCACCACGUGCAAUGCCACCAUGGGCACUUUCACCAUGAGAACUGUCAUCAUGGGUAUUUUCACCAUGAGCACCGUCACCAUGAGCACUAUCUCCGUGAGCAAUGUCACCAUUGUCACUUUCACCAUGGGCAAUGUCUCCAUGGGCAGUGACACCAUGGGCACUGCCACCAUGGGAACUAUCAUGGUGUGCACUGUCACUGUGAGCACUAUCACCGUGAGCACUGUUACCCACUGUCACCAAAGCACUCUCAUGGGCACUAUCACCGUGAGCACCGUCACCACGAGCACUGUCAUCGUGUGCACUGUCAGCAUGCGCACCAUCAUCGUAAGGACUAUCAUUGUAAGCACUGUCACCAUGAACACUGUCACCAUGGGCAGCCUCAUGAUGGGCACUACCACAAUGGGCACUAUCACGGUGUGCACUGUCACAGUGAGCACUGUCACCAUGCGCACUUUCAACAUGUGCAUUAUCACUGUGAGCACUAUCACCAUGAGAAAUAUCACUGUGAGCACUGUCACCAUGACUAUGUCACCAUGGGCACUGUCAACACUUUGCACUCUCACCAUGUGCACUACCACCAUGGGCACUGUCACCAUGGGCACUAUCACCGAAUUCACUAUCACAAUGGGUACUGUCACCAUGGGCACUAUCACCAUGGGCACGGCCACCAUGAGCACUGUCAACAUGGUCUUUGCCGCAAUGUGGACUGUUACAAUGGUAACUGCCACCAUGUGA